AUGGCUAGUGGCCCCAAUCAAUCGCAACUGAGCCUCGCUCGUUUUGCGUUCAACAUCUAUGGGUCGUUGGGCUCCAACGAUCAGCCGCGGGGCAAGUCUCCAGAUCCUCUGAAACCUUCCCUUCCUCGCCGAAAGAAAUUAAUGUAUUCGUGUGAACGAGAGAUCACUUGUCUCUCGCGGCUCAAGCAUCCAAUGGGAAGGCUAUCGGCAUCAUUUGACCCAUCGACAUCAGCUCCGAUCCACCAUGUUGUCAUUGGAGGAAAAAACUACUUGAAACUUCUUGCCCUUAAUAAUGAUCAGUCCGAAGUGGUGGCUGACGUCAAUAUUGUGGAGCCUCCAGGUCUGUCUCGGCUCCAUUCAUCUACAAAAUUGUUCAACGUCAACACCGUCAAGUGCUACGGCGACAUGAUCGCCUGUGGCCUUACCAGCGGGUCCGUACAUGUGCAUCAGGUCUCUGGAAACGGCAAGUCCCGUUUGGCGUACAAGUUGGAAGACCACAAGCGUGUGGUAAACUCGGUGGAUUUCACCGACCAUGAACAGGUGUUGUUCUCAGGUUCGCAAGACGGAACUGUCAAGCUUUGGGAUCUCCGGACAUUCAGUCCAAAGCCAGUGUUGAAACUCUCGGCUUCGCAGCACUCUGAUCCCGUCAGGUCUUGUGAAUAUUCACGUCACUCUAAAGUCAGAGGUAAAAUGACUGUUCUCUCAGUUCACGACUCAGGGCUGUUGUGUAAGUUCGAUUUGCGCUACCCAGGUUCUAACUCGUCCAGUACAGUUCUUCCUGAGCGUAAAUGGACCUUCCAUACUGGCCCUGCGCUCUCGUUACAUAUUCAUCCGGAGUCUGAGUAUGUGCUUACAGGAGGGCGAGAUAAGAAGAUUUGUGUGUGGAACUAUGGUGAAAACUCGCUGCAUCCAAACUCUCCUGAAAUGAUUCUCAAUACUUACGGCCCCGUCAUGAAAAUUCGUUGGAGUCAAAUCCCAUGUCACGAUCGGCCCCAUGGCGCAUCCAAUUUCGAGUUUGGCGAGGAUGACCAUGAUCCCAAGCUUUCAUUGUACGACUAUGAUUUUGCGUGUCUGUUCUUGAACGACGAUCCUACCAUCACAGUUUUCAAUUUAAGGAGAAAGCAUGUGCCUAAAGAGAUUGUAACAACCACCACUCUUAAGCCCUUCCAGAACUUCAUCUGGGCAGGAGACUCGUCCUCAACAGAGCGCAAAUUGUGGACCUUGACCAAGUCAAACAUGUUUGUUUCUUAUAAUUUGACUACUGGUGACGAUGGCUUACUGAACGUUACUAGACCUCUGGACGAUUUGCCCAGCAUCGUCACAACAUGGCAGAAUGGUUUCGCGGACCUCUCCAUUGUUACUCAAGACAGCAGGGAUUACGGUUUUCAGGGUCCUGAACAGGUGGAAGUGGAGUCCGAUAUCCUGGAUCGGACCAAUUUGGAUGAGUUUACUCGAAUCGAUGAAGAACACACUUUGGAGCAGCGCUCCUCUUCAAUCACCCUCGAUAAUUCCAACAUCUACUCGAAAACGCCCAUGGGAUCGCUUCCCAAUCCUUCCAAUUUACUUUACCAAAAAACUCAAAAUAAUUCGCCUAAGGAUCGGCCGCAGUUGAUCAGACUGUCGACAGCUUAUACUCCUACCAAGUCUCCAUCACCGGUUCCAUUUGGUCGACCUAAUGUGGUAGAUAACUACGGAUCGGUCAUGAGACCGUCUCUUCCUCGAAACCCGUCUCAAUCAACACAAGAUUCUGAAUCUCCGCUUUUUAUGUCACUGGUAGCCACUUCUAAGAAGUCACCUUUCAGUGGUCCUUCUCCGUACGUUGUUGGCGUGAGUGUUCCUAUUCCCCUUGGAGAUGAAGCAGUAUUUGAGGUGCUCGCAAAUGAAUACUAUACUUCUGUUCCAGACGGGUUUGCAUUAGCUGAUGUCUGUCAAAUGAAUGCAAGACUUGCAGCAAGUGUGCAGCGCUAUAGAGAUUGUCAAGUCUGGCGAUUACUUGCGGUAGCUCUUGAACAGGAGGAGAACAGCUUUUUCGAUGACUAUACUCACAAUGAGAGGGUUGUUGUUGAAGCCGAGAGUACUCUGAACCAAAGUGCUGCUGCUAACGAUGACGCUAAAUCAAUAUCUUCAGAUCUAGAUAAUUUCGUUGGGUCCUAUAACUCAAACUCAACUCUGACUACUAAUUAUGGUAGUGUUCCCAAGGGCUCUGAAGUUGCUUCGUCUUUACAUAACACCUCUCUCUUGGGAUCAUCAGCCUCCUCCAGGUUAGGUGGAUCGUUAAUGGGAUACAAAUCAGGCUCGACCGCAAGCAUAGACCAAUUUCAGUCAGGGCACUUGUCUGGGCCAUCAACUGCUUCUAGAGCCAACAGUCUGCUGAUGAAAAGAAGACCAUCGCUACCUGCCCCAAAAAUGAUCACUCCUUCCACUGAACAAGAGCAUGCUAUCGUAGAUGAUGAUGAAGAUGAUGUCCUUUCUGAGGCUUCAAAUCUGCCUAACAAGGAGCAUCAUAUUUCCAAGACAAUCCCUAGAAAGUCUUCAGCUAUUGAUAUCAGAAGUACCAAAUACCUGUCAUUCGGGGCUCAGACUAGUGCUUCUCCCGAAUUUUUCAAUGAAGAGGGCUCUCCGUUGAUGUACUCACGCAAGAACUCGGUCAAAAAGUAUACAGCAGCAUCUUUUUCUACAACACAGCAUCCAUGGGCCAUUCCAAACAGCUCCCAAGACUUGGAUAACGAGAAUUUGAACAUUCUUACAGCCGCUUCAUAUUCCACAUCUGCUAUGCACACAGGUAGUGGACAUACUGUCAACUCGGGAAUCAGAAGUAGACCUUCUAUGGGAUCCUUAAAAGGGUCCCCCAUAAUGACGGCUAGUUACGCUGGACGAGGAUCUUUUGCUGGAGGCAGAAGUGGAGCCUUGGGUAUCAAGCAGACCUCACCCCAACACCUCGAAAGGGUUGUAGAGGCUAACGGUAAUGAGCACCCACGUAAGUCAGCACUCACGAGUGCUUUUAAAGAGAAAGACAAAGAAGACGAGGAUUCCGAGGUGCUAUUUUCGGACAAGCCAUGGAACACUAUGGGGAUGCUCAAGAGGGCCAUUGACUAUGCCAUGGACCAAGGAGACAUCAUCAUGUGUUCUACGCUUAUAUUGCUAUUCUACGAGCUGCUUCAUAAGUACUUUCCAAAGAAAGUACUUAGCAAAGAAGGAUGUUUGGAGUGUUUGGGAAUGUACAUUGAAACAUUAAGGAAGAGACAGCUCUUUACUAAUGCUGUGAAGGUUGUGAAGGAUGCACCGACGGAUCUUCUGUAUGAAUUAAGCAAUUAUGCAAACAAGGACGUCGACUUAAGGUUCUAUUGUUGCUGGUGCAACAAACUAAUGCUCAAUGAAGCAUCCAAGGCUAAGCACGGUGCUGGUAGUGACAAAUUCGGAUUUUGGUACUGUGAUAAUUGUCGACGGAAGCAGCUGAACUGUAUUUACUGCAACGAGCCAUGCAAGGGUCUCACGGUUGUUGUCAGUCUCAAAUGUGGUCACCGGGGCCACUUCGGGUGUUUACAGGAGUGGUUUAUCAUUGAUCAAAACACCGAAUGUCCGGGUGGAUGCGAAGAUUCAGUGAUGGCAUAG
This is a messenger RNA of Sungouiella intermedia, 3612 nucleotides long. NCBI's taxonomy places the organism in Eukaryota, Fungi, Ascomycota, Pichiomycetes, Serinales, Metschnikowiaceae. The record is from the annotation of a GenBank genome assembly.